Messenger RNA from Oncorhynchus nerka (sockeye salmon), 1281 nucleotides. RefSeq names its product ELKS/Rab6-interacting/CAST family member 1-like. The coding region runs from base 535 to 1281 and encodes 248 amino acids. The transcript has 3 exons. Gene Ontology annotation, molecular function: structural constituent of presynaptic active zone. The record is from RefSeq and is a predicted model, not a curated record. Gene Ontology annotation, biological process: neuromuscular synaptic transmission; maintenance of presynaptic active zone structure; regulation of synaptic plasticity. NCBI's taxonomy places the organism in Eukaryota, Metazoa, Chordata, Actinopteri, Salmoniformes, Salmonidae. Gene Ontology annotation, cellular component: cytoskeleton of presynaptic active zone.
AUCUACUGGUAGUGCUGGCAAUAGAGGAGAAAAAUAUCAACUGCUCCGAAAAGAGGCAUUUUCUAUCGGUUGUAACGGUUCCUCAACGGAUAACGGUUCUAUCUGACGCCGGAUACGGAUAAUUGACAUAACUGGACUAACCGGAUUUAUGAGAAGAAGAUCAUUGCCUCAUCCCAGGACCCAUGGACUAAAUGGAUGUUAAAACCACCUUUCUCGCCAAGUUUACCACUCAUCAUCGUCCAAUCAUCAUCGUCCAAUCAUCAUAGUCCAAUCAUCAUAGUCCAAUCAUCAUCGUCCAAUCAUCAUAGUCCAAUCAUCAUAGUCCAAUUAUCAUAGUCCAAUCAGGAUCUUUGAACAUGAACAAUCUGUUCCUCUCCUUCAGCUGAGACAGACUGCCAGUCAGUAACCACAUAGUGUAACACUCUCUGUAUCAGGACACUGUCGUCCACAUCUAUUGGAGGAUCACUGAGUCUCAUUAUCACACCUUUAACCCCUCACCCCCAGCCCUUGACCCUUAACCCCUGACCCCUAACCAUGUACGGCAGCUCCCGCUCCGUUGCCAAGAUGGAGGGCAACAACGGCAGCAGUCAGAGUCCCGGUCGCUCCCCCUGCCUGCCCCGCUCCCCGCGCCUCGGCCACCGCCGCACCAACAGUACAGGAGGCCCCGGGGGAAAGACCCUCUCCAUGGAGAACAUCCAGUCUCUGAACGCGGCCUAUGCCACCUCCGGACCCAUGUACCUCAGUGACAACGAGGUCAUCUCUCAACAGACCCAGGCCUAUCCCAACCCCAACCACGACCCUAGCCUGCCCAAGAGCACCAUGACCCUGGGUCGCUCCGGAGCAAAGCUCCCUUACGGCGUCCGGACAACCGCCAUGGGCUCCAACCCCAACAUCAGCCAGGGAGGUGGAGGCUCGUCCAUGCCCAGUGACAGCAUCGUGUUUGGGUGUGACCACGUGUCCUCGUCCCAGUCCAGCCUCCAGCAGGCGUCCACGGUGCCUCACUCCUUACGCCAAACCAGAGACAACACCAUCAUGGACCUCCAGACCCAGCUGAAGGAGGUGCUGAGGGAGAACGAGCUCCUCCGGGGGGAGGUGGAUGUGAAGGAGAGCAAGCUGAGCUCUUCCAUGAACUCCAUCAAGACCUUCUGGAGCCCCGAGCUGAAGAAGGAGAGAGCCCUGAGGAAGGACGAGGUGUCCAAGAUCUCUGUCUGGAAGGAGCAGUACAGAGUGGUACAGGACGAGACUCAGGUAAGAUCCUGGAGUCACUGGCAGUACAUGUAG